CAACAUUCUCUCUAUGCUAGCAGUACCGUUUUGCCAAACGUCGAACAAGCUAGACUUGCCUUUCAAAACGUGGCUACCCUACAGUAUUGAAACCCGUUGGAGCUACUGGCUGUCGUUCGGUCAUCAAUUUCUCGGUUUGCUUUGUUGCGCCUCGGUGAGCGUUGCCAACGACACAAUUGUCACGGGUUUCAUGAUGCAAGCUUGCGCUCAGUUUGAGAUUCUCGAACAUCGCUUCAAGCUACUACCUCGGUUGGUUGAGAAAGCCAAGAGCCAAAUGACGGAUAAUGAAGUCGACAAGUGCGAAGAAAAUAUUUUAAAACAAUAUGUGCAGCAUCACAAUCAUAUUUACGAAUACCUUGGCAAUGUCAUGGAUAUAUUCAACUCCAUCAUUUUUGUACAAUUCUGCGCAAGUGCCAUGGUAAUAACUGUAAGUGUAUAUCAACUGUCAAUGAAAAAUCCAAGUAGCUUCGAUUUUAUCAUGGUACUACUGUAUUUGAUGAGUAUGCUCACCGAGUUCUUCAUGUAUUGCUGGUUCGGUAAUGAAGUGACAAUAAAAAGCAUUCAGUUUGCCAAAAAUAUUUACCUUUCGGACUGGACGACUUUGAAUGUUAAGUCAUGGAAAAUGAUGAUAUUCGUAAUCCACCGAACUUCCAAACCAGUCAUUAUAUCAUGUUAUAAUUGGGUGUUUUUAUCGCUCGAUACUUAUGUACAAAUUCUGAAAUUGUCUUACUCGGCUUUCAACAUUUUGAGACGGUCAGCAAUAAAUCAAUAAUAAAAAGUCUUGAAAAUCUA
Molecule: messenger RNA, 792 nt
Organism: Phymastichus coffea
Lineage: Eukaryota; Metazoa; Arthropoda; Insecta; Hymenoptera; Eulophidae
Product: odorant receptor Or1-like
Exons: 4
Coding region: 14-772 (252 amino acids)
Biological process (GO): detection of chemical stimulus involved in sensory perception of smell; sensory perception of smell
Cellular component (GO): plasma membrane
Molecular function (GO): odorant binding; olfactory receptor activity
Source: RefSeq, a predicted model, not a curated record